AUGGAGCCGGCUCCCAUUCCAAUCUCCAAGGUGACAAGCUUCAGCCAACUCGACUUCCAGCCACGACCACGGGGUCCGAUGGUGGAUGACAAUACAUACUUUCGAGUCACUUCAAGUUUUCUGCUAGGAGUUUCAACGUCGGCUUGGGUGACAGAAAAAUACGUUAUUGCGCCUUUCUGGCCUUCGAAUCUCGAAGACACACCAUUUGGACCUACGCUUGCAAGUCAGCCACAGGACUGGCGUGGCUUGACGACGGCAUUCCAAGCAGAGUUGGUUUGUGAACCUCUUUCACUCGAUACAGUCCGUAAUGUUUCUCGACCAUACACUUAUUAUAUAGAUGACAAGCCGUACCACUCGCAAGCCAACUUUCCUGGGGUCAGGCUCAAAUCGCCCGGUGAUUGUAUCGUGGAAUAUGAUGGAGGCAACAUUCAUCAAUCCGGGACCUCCGUGAAUUCUUCUCUUGCUGGUGGUGGGGGCUGGUGGGCCAACUUGAGUGACAUCAUUCCUGAAAACACCUGGAAAGAUGGAGAAAUUACGUCGCUAACUAACUCAACAUAUGAGCCACGUUCUGGGUCUGGCUGCGGACCGAGACAGUAUCAUCAUGAUACAGAGUCCGCUAGUGUGGAGUACGGCCAGCGAUUUCUCGUGUAUAACUCUGCACCCUCGUCUGAAGUAUUGUUUGAUGAAACAGCUUUUCGACAAGAUCGACAGUCAUUCAGUUUGGAAGAUCUUGGUAUUCCAGAUUUUCAAACAUCUUUUCUAUCAUCGAAUUGGAACGAAAAGAUGCGUUCCCCAGACCAAACCAAUUUCUUCCUGCCUGCUGCCGGUCCACUAGCAUUGCUUGCUGCUCGCUACAAAACGGAUGCCGAAAAGUUGAGAGCCAGUUCUAGCCUAGUGCGCGAUGCUCAGCAGCUUCACCACCGUUUCUUCGCAGAACGAGUCCAGAGCGUCAUGAAAAACCUCAGUACCAGUUCUUCCAGGUUCGAGGGCCUAGAGACUAGGGUAUAUUCCCGCAUCAGAAUCAAUCCUGCUAUCGGCAUCGCUAUCAGCACGUUGCUGCUGUCAAUUAUGGUUGCAAUGCCAAUCAUAUUUAUCCAUUCAAGACUGACCAGGCGUCCCUUGGACCUGUAUCGUGACCCUGGAUCCGCCGGCUCGGUUGCUUCGAUAAUCGCUUCAAAGAGUCUAGAAACCAGAAAGGUGUUUGAAAGUGCCGACAGAAGAUCUGCCAACUGGUUGAAUUUGGAAUUGAAGUUCAAAAGAUUUGCGCUUGAUAGGAGCCAGCUUGUCCUUCUUGAAGAUGGCACGAACUCUUUGCAUGGCCGAAGAACGACAGCCUGGCCGAAGAGAACGAAAGUAUGGGUGGAAAAGAUGAAAGCAUGUCUAAGAAAGAAAACAAGGCUGAAAACCCCUGAAGUCAAAGACUGGCGUCCAUUGGCGGUCAAAGGAUGGGGAUUGAUUUCUCUUUCCUUCUCAAUCGCCGCGGUUUUAGCUCUGAUGAUUGCGUUGAAUCGCGUGUCAAGCAGUCAUGGGCUGUACAGAGAAGCCUUUGUACAACCUUGGAAAAUCUCUAUUGGAACGCAACACAGCUUCUCGCUGGCACCCUACUCUAUCAUUCCUACAGUGAUCGCAGUUGCAAUCAAGCUUUGGUGGGGAGCUUUGGAGAUGGUGUUAAAACGACUUCAACCAUAUAUCUCGAUGACGGCAAAGCCUAGACCUCCGUUCCAGGGGCUCACACUCUCCUAUAUUGCCUCGCCUCUCAUAUAUUCGGCUGGAAAGGCGGCGAAGAACCGACACUGGAUGCUUGCCCUAAUCUGUACAGGUGCGGCCUUUACAGAAAUCUUCACUGUCGGGAUGUCAGCCUUGUGCCACGAAAAUCCUCGUCGUGUUUCGCGCGUUGAAAAUGCUACUAGAGCCUAUGAGCUCCGGACGGUACCGCAGUACUAUUCAUACCGCGGAAAGCCAAGGGGUGCCCGCAUGUCGUACCCUGCUGAGGUACAGGUCAUCAAGCAUGUCUAUGGGAAUCUUCUGACGAAUUGGAUUUAUGGCGCAACACUUCAGCUUACACUGAACGAUCUUAAGCCUAUUUGGACGGCCGAAGAUUGGAGCUUUGUGCCUGUCAAUCUUACUGAGUUUUCAGGAGUUGAUGAGAGUACCAAGUCUGAGGGCGGAAUAUCCGAUCAAUCGCCUCUCUCCGGGCCUCUCCACAAUAUCACACUUGACACGCCCGCCCUACGCGCACGAUUGCAGUGUUCCCCGUAUACUGAGAUACUUAACCAAUCAAACUGGCUCAUAAGACAUGAUCUGACCAAUACCUCUGAGUGGAACCCAACCGACCACCCAGGGGGACCAAAGGUUGGGUACGAGCUCACAGAUUCCGGUUUCCGGGCCGGGUCCACCUACUUGAGGCUGGCGGAUGAUAAUUAUUUUGCGACUUUCUAUGCUCGCGGAAACCAAUUGACUUGCUGCGCAAAUCAGACAAGCGAUGGACCAGGAAGAGCGGCAGUUGGGUAUUGGUCUAAGCUGGGGACGCGGUCCGCGAGCACUCCUACGAGCAAUAUCUCAGUAAUGUGGCUAGUGGGAUACCCUAUUGAAGGACUAUACCAAAGAACGAGCAAAGCUACUGGGAGCACUUCCUCGCAUUGGAUCUGGUCAGAGCCGCCAAAGCUUACCGGCAUCAACUGCCUUCCACUUGUGGAGAGUGCAGACGCAGAGGUCACGAUCGAUCCCGUUACCAGCAUUGUCCAGUCUCACAACAUUACCGGAGAACCGAGGAAUUUCACAGCAGCGUGGCAGGAUAAAUACAUUACACACAAUAGGUCUACUGGGACUGAUGCUGGACCCCCACCGGAGUCAAUUGAUUACAUUCCGCAGGGAAACACAACAGUAAGCUUUGGGUGGGUUUUCCUUGACGCCUUGAUGGGCUCUGCCACCGUCUCGUCCAACAUACCUGACCCAACCAUCGGCUUUCGCGGCGCCGAAGACCUCUCCGACCGGACCUUCAACUUCCGCAUGAAAGGCUAUAACCUCGACUUCAUGUCCUACUCGAUGCUCAACCAAGCCCAAAACAACGUGGACGUCCUCUCUGACCCGUCCAAUCUUGCCCGCCUCGCCAGCAAUGCCUUCUCCGUCUUCUUCCAGCAUUUCGUGGCGGCGAACGUGUCCGACGCGAGCGCCAGCGGGGGUUGGGCCUUUCAGAAAAUUGGCGCCAGACUUCCCGCCGACCUGGGCUGUUCGGUAGGCUACCUAGACGACCCAGAAUGCCGAGAUUCGCCGGCCCCGCCACCGGACCAGAACACGAAUCGCACCGCGAGGUUACAGGUGGAUCGUCGUGUGCGGAGCAUCGAGUUCGGCGAGGUUGCGGUGUGGCUAUGUGUAUCGAUCCUGGCGUUUCUGGGCGGCGCCACGAUGCUUGUGUUUUGGCUGUCGCGAGCGCAUUUCAAGAAUCUUCCUCGGGAUGUGGAUAUUGUUGCGAGUGUGCUCGGCUUUGUGUAUGAAAGCUGGGGGCUUCUGAAGUGGGUGAGGGGCGGGGGUUUGGAGGGUGCUAAGGACCGCGGCCCUUUGGUUCAAAUGGGCCCGUUCACAGGAGCGGACGGGACGGAGCGUUGGGGGAUUGAGAUCGUUGGUUCUGGGGCUGAAACAGGUGCCGAUGAAGGGGUUCACCAGGGAGGAGGAGAACAGGAGGAGAUUCAGCACGGCGAUCCGGACGAGGAGCACGUAGAAGAUUAUGGGCAAGCAGAAGAACAGGCUGGUGCUGCAUUUCCUCUUAUGACUAUCCACCCACUCACACCAGCACCGCCAUGA
This is a messenger RNA of Endocarpon pusillum Z07020, 3801 nucleotides long. RefSeq lists its product as uncharacterized. The record is from RefSeq and is a predicted model, not a curated record. The coding region runs from base 1 to 3801 and encodes 1266 amino acids. Lineage: Eukaryota; Fungi; Ascomycota; Eurotiomycetes; Verrucariales; Verrucariaceae. The transcript has 6 exons.